AGAAGACAAAAAGAAAAAGACGAUCUGUACUGUGAUAGUACAAGUAGUGGCAGAAGCGGGAGGCGAAGCCUGUUUGGCCGAUAAGGAAGAAGAUAAUGUCUCACAAAGGAUGCCUCAGUGUUACAAAAUACUUCCUCUUCCUCUUCAACGUUUUCUUUUUUAUUCUUGGAAGUCUGGUCUUCAGCUUUGGCUUAUGGAUACUUUUUGAUCAAAAUAAUUUUGCUUCUACACUUGGGUCCUCAUAUUACGCUCUCAAGAUAUGGUCGUACGUUUUCUCUGGUGUGGGCAUCCUAACAAUGUUUUUGGGAUUUCUUGGAUGCUUGGGCUCUCUCAAGGAAGUCAAGUGUAUGCUAGGACUUUACUUUGCCUUCCUACUGCUCCUGUUUGUUAGUCAAGUCAUCAUUGCAAUCUUGAUACAAACACACAGCAACACGAUCACUUCAACUGUAGCUGGACGUGUAAAAACCAUCAUUGCAGGCUAUGGAACAAAUACAUCCCUUUCUGAUGGUGACAGCUGGGAUUUUGUGCAGGAGCAGUUCCAAUGCUGCGGCUGGAAAGGCUGGGCGGACUGGAUGGAAAACAGCAGAGUCAGAAAUGCCUCAAAUAAAGAGUACCCCUGCUCCUGUCAAAACACCUCUGCUCUGCACUCAGCCAACAACGGAACAACUGACAAGCCGGCCCUCUUUUGCCGAGCAGAGGCACCGUUGCAAAUCAACAAUAGAGGCUGCAGGGAGAGUGUCCAAACCUGGCUGAACAAUAACAUCAUCAGCAUUGUAGGGAUCUGCCUUGGGAUUGCUCUCCUAGAGCUCUUCCUCAUGAUGGUAUCGAUGUUUCUGUGUAGAACCAUUGGCCCCAACUAUGACAAGCUUGCUCGUUAUUCCUAGGCAAAGAAACUUUUUGGGGAAACGGCAUUGAAGAAUGGUAUUGUGUCUUAUUUAGACAUUAAACCAGGGUUUUAAAACAGUAUAUUUUAGGGCUGUGGUUGUGAUCAGCAAGUUUACUACCUAACUUUCUUGUCCUAAAUAAUCCAGUCUUGGAAACUGAGAUGAAACUUUCAAGAAUCAGAGCAACCAAUAAGAAAACAGAGUACUAUGAAACAGGUUUUUACCUUCGCUUAGCUAAAGAUGUCCUCCAAAAAUUAUAGCCGUAUCGGCUUUUGGCUUUUCAGUAAAUCCCUACAAUAAGAUAUGAGUUCUUUUUAUAUUGCAUUGUCCUGGAAUGCACAGAUUUUAACAGCCAAGCCCUGAUGUAUUUUUGCAUGAUAAGAACUAUUUAACCAUAAAUCAAUUAUUGCAAUUCAACCUGAGAAAAAGUAUUUUUUAAAAGCAUAUACAUAUAUACAUUCAACACUCCCCCAAAUCCUUUGAUAUAGCUAUUUUAGACCUAAAGUUAAAAAGUUACUUUUUUUUAAAAAAAAGUGAAAUUUGCAGCAUCUUAUUUAGUCAACAAUUCAGGCUGUGAAUUAACAGUGGUGUUGACCCACCUGAUUGGACCAAGAGGUUUUUUUUGUUAAUCAUUCCUGCUACCAUUGAGGUAUGAUCUAUUCAUCCAGACUUCAAGCAUUCUCAACCAUAUGUAGGAUAUAACCAAACCUCAAAGUUGUAUGUUCUAUGCUACUCUUGGCAUGUAGUCUUUUAUACCACAAUCUUUUCUUGAUUUGGUUGAAUUAAUCUAUGUUGAAAACAGCUCAGUUAAGAAGGCUGCAUUUCUCCCUUAUGUUUGGACUAAACUGUUCCAUCACCAGCCUUUUUCUCUUGUUGGAUAAAUGGCAUGAAGAACCUGAAAUCCAUCUGAUAUUUUUCGCUGGUGGCUCCUAAUUGUCCUUUACAGAUAAUUGUAAGGAAUGUUGAAUGACAAGUUCCACAGCACUGAAUCUACAAACCUUUGGAGCUUAUGACUCCAUUAGCUAGUUAAGAGGCAGGAUAUACCUGGUAUGGAAUGAAGAGGUCCUUUUGCAUUGGGAAUGCAUUGACAUAGCCAUUAACACUUCUGUGGAUUUUUGAAUAAUGCCUCUUUACUGCUCCAGCAGGUGUAAACAAAGAGGACACCUUAUCUUUGAACCUCAAAAAUUUGACAUGGUUUUCUGUUGCGCCUUGCACACUUAUAACUCUGUUCAGGGCGGAUGAGAAAACCCGCCCCCCUCUCUUUUUUCUCUGCUUUUUUGUGGUAUUUAUAUAUUCAGCUUGGAUGUUUAAAACAGAAAUGUAAAAGGGGAAAUAUUUUGAGGAAGGGGAUGCAGGUGGAAUGAGGUACCUAUACAAUUUCACCCUCUUUCUCAGUUUACUGUGGUUUGUUCUUUGCAGAGUUAGUCCUUUAAAAAUUUCUAUUUUGUAAA
This is a messenger RNA of Thamnophis sirtalis, 2335 nucleotides long. RefSeq names its product CD37 molecule (gene CD37). Gene Ontology annotation, cellular component: plasma membrane. The record is from RefSeq and is a predicted model, not a curated record. Lineage: Eukaryota; Metazoa; Chordata; Lepidosauria; Squamata; Natricidae.